Molecule: messenger RNA, 552 nt
Organism: Neoarthrinium moseri
Lineage: Eukaryota; Fungi; Ascomycota; Sordariomycetes; Amphisphaeriales; Apiosporaceae
Exons: 3
Coding region: 1-552 (183 amino acids)
Biological process (GO): transmembrane transport
Molecular function (GO): transmembrane transporter activity
Source: RefSeq, a predicted model, not a curated record
AUGGCUGUAGACGCGCAAGAACUUGACCACUCUACGCAGAUACAUGCAUAUCUUCGGUCAUGGCGGUUGGCCGUGGUGAUUACCUCCUUGUGUCUCGGCAUAUUUCUACUUGGACUGGACAUGAAUAUCAUCGGAGUCGCCAUUCCUCGCAUCACAACCGACUUCCAGUCACUGAAUGACAUUGCCUGGUACGGCUCAGCAUAUCUGUUGACCAUAACCGCUUUCCAACCCUUCUUUGGCAAUCUCUACAAGUAUUUCGAUGCGAAACGGACGUACUUGAUUUCACUGAUAUUGUUCGAAGUGGGCUCGGUAAUCUGUGCAUCAGCUCGAUCGUCAGCGGUACUUAUCUUUGGACGCGCGUUUCUAGGAUUCGGCGCGGCCGGCUUGCUGCAAGGUGCUUUAGCUAUCAUCGGUUUCGCUGUUCAAUUGGAUAAGGUACCGCUGUACCAAGGAGUGGUUGUGAGCUCCCUGGGUAUUAGUGUUUGUGUUGGGCCGAUCCUCGGUGGUGCCCUCACUGAUCGUGCCAGCUGGAGAUGGUGUUUCUGGAUGUGA